GGGUGGGGGAUGGCGCGGACCCCGGGGCCGGCCCCACUGUGUCCCGGAGGCGGCAAAGCACAACUUUCCUCCGCUUCUCCCCCCGGGGCCGGGCUCUUGCUGCCAUCCCCGACGCCGCCGCCGCUACUGCUGCUGCUCUUCCCGCUGCUGCUCUUCUCCCGGCUCUGUGGUGCCUUAGCUGGGCCAAUUAUUGUGGAGCCACAUGUCACAGCAGUAUGGGGAAAGAAUGUUUCAUUGAAGUGUUUAAUUGAAGUAAAUGAAACUAUAACACAAAUUUCAUGGGAGAAGAUCCAUGGCAAAAGUUCACAGACUGUUGCAGUUCAUCAUCCUCAGUAUGGAUUCUCUGUUCAAGGAGAAUAUCAGGGAAGAGUCUUGUUUAAAAACUAUUCACUUAAUGAUGCUACAAUUACUCUACAUAACAUAGGAUUCUCUGAUUCUGGAAAGUACAUAUGCAAAGCUGUUACAUUCCCGCUUGGAAAUGCUCAGUCCUCUACAACCGUAACUGUAUUAGUUGAACCCACUGUGAGCCUGAUAAAAGGGCCAGAUUCUUUAAUUGAUGGAGGAAAUGAAACGGUAGCAGCCAUUUGUAUCGCAGCCACUGGAAAACCAGUUGCACACAUUGACUGGGAAGGUGAUCUUGGUGAAAUGGAAUCCACUACAACUUCUUUUCCAAAUGAAACGGCAACAAUUGUCAGUCAGUAUAAGCUGUUUCCAACCAGAUUUGCUAGAGGAAGGCGAAUUACUUGUGUUGUAAAACAUCCAGCCUUGGAAAAGGACAUCCGAUAUUCUUUCAUAUUAGAUAUACAGUAUGCUCCUGAGGUUUCAGUAACAGGCUAUGAUGGGAAUUGGUUUGUAGGAAGAAAAGGUGUUAAUCUCAAGUGUAAUGCUGAUGCAAAUCCACCACCCUUCAAAUCUGUGUGGAGCAGGUUAGAUGGACAGUGGCCUGAUGGUUUAUUGGCUUCAGACAAUACUCUUCAUUUUGUCCAUCCAUUGACUUUCAAUUAUUCUGGUGUUUAUGUCUGUAAAGUGACCAAUUCCCUUGGUCAAAGGAGUGAUCAAAAGGUCAUCUACAUUUCAGAUGUUCCAUUUAAGCAGACCUCCUCCAUAGCCGUAGCUGGCGCCGUAAUUGGAGCCGUCCUUGCCCUUUUCAUCAUUGCUAUCUUUGUGACUGUGCUGCUGACUCCUCGAAAAAAGAGACCAUCCUAUCUUGACAAAGUGAUCGACCUUCCACCCACACAUAAACCACCUCCUAUGUAUGAAGAACGAUCUCCCCCUUUGCCUCAAAAAGACCUUCUAUAUCAGACCGAACACUUGCCUCUGCAGACUCAGUUCCGAGAAAGAGAGGUGGGCGGCCUCCAGCACUCUAAUGGGCUAAGUCGCAGGAGAGUGGACUAUGAAGAUGAGAAUCUUGUGGGGGAAGCUGGGAUCCAGCAGAUGUGCCCCCUUUACAAUCAGAUAUUCCAGAAAGACCGGAGCCCGGGCAAGCAUCGUCAAAGCAACGACCCUGAGAGAGUGUACAUCAACCCGCGAGAACAUUAUGUGUGAUUCACUCUUUUUUUUCCCAGUGGACGUCCUAACGAAAUGUUCGAUCUUCGACUGGGGAGAGAAACUGAGGACAGUGGUUCUUAUGUUAUUCUCCCUCGUGUAAAACAAUCCCAGUUUAUGUGUAUCAGAAGUCGCGAUGAAUGGCUUCGAGCCAAUAGCAACUUGGUUUCCUUCAUUAAGAGUUUCUUAGCCACCAGCUGUGUUUGUGAACUUGACUCUAGCUUUGUGUGUUCUGUGAUGAUAGUGUUUAACUACUAACAUUUGGCCUACAGUGGCACGUUCAUUGAAACAUAGAAUAUCUGCCUGUGAUGGCAACAGUGAUUCUCCAGAAAGGAAGGCCCCAGCUGGGAGUGUUAACCUUGCAGGGUUUCAGGAAGGCCAGCCUAUUUAUCUGUAACUCAAGCGAGCAGGAAAAGAAAAAAAAAAAAAAAAAAAAAAGGAGUUCAAAAUCCAUUUCACUAAUUAUUUCACUGGGAUUUGGCUUUCCCUGAUGUGCUUAAUGCAAUUACAAUACCUGUGUACAAACAGGAGGCCUGAGGAAAGAGGCAGAAUGUGCUCUUUAUCCCAAAAAAACAACAACAGAAAGCAGUUUAAACCUUCAAGCCUGUUGGUUGCUUUCUAAAGUCUUGUGAUAAUUGUAAUAUAUGUUCCUCCUUGAUCACUAAGGUCCUGAGGGAUACAUAUUUUGCGCCGUUCUCUGACCAGUCUCGAUUAGCUGUGUGCUAAGACUCUUCUCUUGCCCUGUUGUUGUUCCCACAGUUCUGUUCUUUCCUAGCCAGAUUAGCCUAUUUCCCACCUAUUAAAUUCUAAAAGCCUCGUCUAAAUGGUGGACAGCCGUGAGCCCUGUCCCUCUUUGCUGUAGUAUUGUAUAUGACAAGCUCAGCUUUCACUUCUGAAAUUCCUUUCCAGCUAAUCCUCUCCACACAGGCUUCAGCUACCCUCUGCUUCUUCAGACUACUUCUCAUCCAUGUUUAUCUACCUCAGAAAAGCCUGCUGCAAAAUCACCGUGAAAUAACUCCUGCUCUUAAGAGCCAGGUAGAAAAUUGAAAAUUAAAAAAAAAAAAAAAAAGGGGCAAUAUGGCCUAUGUGCUAAACCCCCAUGUUAUCCUUUAUCCUCCCCCAGCCCCAAGUUUACCCAGUCAACAAGGGUGAAGAGAUGCUAAAAAGCAAAUAAUAUAGUGACAGACUUACCAGUUCAUCACUUUGGUGCCCUGCAAAUGUCUGUCUUGAGUUUUCUCACUUCCCUUUGCCAAUGUAUCCUCACUGAGAUUGAAGGUAGUAAUUAUAAUGGAGGGAGCAGAGGAGGGGGGCCCAGGUACAUGCGCAAAUGUCAAUCACUCUUUCACAUCUUAAGGAAAGCAUUGUUUUACUGUGUAUUCUGGAAGAUGAGAGGUAUGUCACAGAUAUUAAAAACACUACCGACUUGUCACAUAUUAGGAAAGAAUGACAUAAGGACUAAUAAAAUAGUACACAUUUCCAACCUAAGUUUCAGGAGGAUGGGAGAAUAUUAACACAGAUUUCUAAUGAGAUACCAAAGACACCUUGUGAUUCACGUUGUGCUGGCUCUCGUUCUUGUUUGUAUGUUGGUUUCCUUUUUUUUAGUUGCUGUGCUUUUUCGGAAAACUUAUCCAGGUCAUUCUACCGUCGUCACACAUUCUGCCCCUGUUGUCUUGUGUGAGCGACAAUUCUGUCAGUAAAGACGCUUAAAUUCUAACCCAAUGCUGUGGCAAUUUAAAAGGCCAUAAUUGUAUGGAAUUAAAGGGUAAAUUCCAAGGACCGCAUUGCUCUAUCACUGUCCUACCUCAGUUAGAGUUUACUGCCCUUUGUAGCAAGCUGACACAAAACAUAUUUGACUUCAUUUCCAUGAAUCCCAUCAGUGAAUUAGUGUGGCUGAAGGUUCAUGAAUCCUUGCAACUGUUUUCCAACAGAAAGAUGACUCUGGUCAGAGUUCUCCUGGAGAGUGAAGUGUUUUUAUAAAUACUAGAUGUUACAGAGGAGGAGAUUCAGUGGGAUGUACUUCCUUUAAAAAGCUUUAAAAAUGUCUUCCACGUUAGGGAUGGUUUCUAAGGUCCCUGCUGAGAAGCAGCUUGUUGAAUUAGCAUCACAGAAGUUUAUAUUGAACCUUGAAGGCAGUAAAGAGGUGUCUGUUUGCACUAGAUAUGGAAGAGCUGGGUUUUCGGAGCCAUUUGGCCUGUCUUCAGAGCCGUCCUACCAAGAAGAAGCCCCUAUAUAAUUUUUAACAUUCUUGGUGCAGUUCCAGAAAAGAAAUUUCAGGGUAUAGACACCCCUCUUACAGCCAGCUUGUUCAGUAUCCUCUUUGCUUCUCUGUCAGCUGUAAUAGUUUUUAACAAACUGGUAGAUUCUAUAGCUGUUGGCCUUUUCCAUGGGUCAGAUAAGCUGUAUAAUUGCUUGUCCUGGUGUCUCCUGUCUGUCCUCUCUGAAUACUGAGUGCAACAGAAAAGGAGCUUUAAAGGGUUGGAUCAGCCAGUCCCUCAACCAAAAAAACGCCAUCCAAAAUUAGUCUGUCGAUCUCUCAAUUUGGAGCUAGACUACUUGUUGAUCCCAUUUAAAUUUGGAAGUUAGACUCUUAAAGGUCAGUGAGUGUUAAAAUCCACAGCUGAUAGGGGAUACUCUUCCCAUAACUGGUUUACUAAAACACAAUGAAACAGAAAUAAUCCCCAGAGCGCUUAUCCACUUAGGGCCGCAGCUUAACAUUUCAACGGGGGGCGUGUGCUGCAUCUCAGACACGCAGCCUUUGCCGCCUGUUUUGUAGGCAGCCCAGCUCCGGGAGUGUGCACUGUGGCCACAGGAGUGGGUCCCCAGGUUCUUUGCACACCACUCCAGAGUAAAGCAUCUGUACCAUCUAGGAUCGGCCUGACGUAAUGGGAUGUGAGUUUAGAUUAAUUCUCUUCUAUGAGGGUUUCUCCUGGCCUUCUUCUGUUUUCUAAGUUUGAAGAAGUCUAUGCUCUUUGACUUGUAACAAACUCUUAACCUGUGAUAGACCGCCCUGUGGCGGUGGAUACUAACGACAUGUCCUAGAAACUAAAUGAACUGGUUACCUCAUUAAUUUUUUAUGGCCUUAUUUACUCAUAAGGAUAGUACAGUUUCUUUGUCUUCUGAGGAUGAUUUCCUAAAUUCUCUUUCAUAGUCAUCGAAAAUUGACUUUUAUUUUUCGUUGUACAGUCUUGCCCUGCACUGGGCUGGUCUCCUCGCACUAUUCUUUAUAUAUAAUAGAGCCCCCCCUUCAAGGCUCUUAUUCCCUGGGGUGUAGAGGACAGACUAUUACACCAGGAACCAAAAGAACAGAUUCUCCCAACUUCACCCUUUCUAGCCAUGGAAACUUAGACAAGCCACUUAAUCUCUCUAGGGCAUCAGUUGCUCUAUCCAUAAAGGUUACACCUUCCCUGUCAGCCUCUGAGGAAUGUGAGAUAGGAAACUGUAAGCUCCUUUCAAACUGAAAACGCCUUCUAUUAUUCUUCUAUGUUGAACCUAAACUUCUAGUGCCCUCACCAGCACUGGGGAGAACCAGGUGGUAACAGGCAAAUUUCAGUUUGACCCAAUUUGAGUAUAGCCAAGUGCAAGUGGGACUUGUACUUUCUUUUACUAUAAUAACUAUUUUGUCUUAUGGAAAGCUUGAUAUCUGGGCCUUAACCUUUUAGGCCUUGUCUAAAUUGCAAGCGCAUGUUGCUGUAUAACCGGUGGCUGCUCUUGGUUUACAGAUCACUACACAUAACAGUGACAUUAUUGAGUUUGUAGCAUGGUCAGGGCUCCCGGACAAGAAUCUUACAUGAAUCCCCUCACGGAUGAGGACCAAACUCUUGUUUUGUCCCCUUUCCAGGGGAUGGAAAGGCUCACACUCCUAUGAGGCACACCCACAGGUCAUGCUAACCACUAGCCGGCUGUUACUUCUUUAAAAUCUGCUUUGGGGGAGUGAUGCUAGGGAAUACAUUUUCUUGAUUGUUUAAUAGACGUGUAAGGAAUACGCUGGGGAAAAUAUAUAUACGAAAUGUUUAUUAAGAUGAAAGGAAGUGACUAUGCUCAUUUUUACUUAGUUUCUGAACUUCUCAAGAUGCUCAGAAAGGCUCAUCUCCAUUAGAUUAACCAUAGCUGCAAAACAAACAACCAAGCAGUUUAAGGCCACUCCAUCCAGCUGGUUCGGUUUUAGUGGGGCACCAACUUUAACGCCUCUUCCUUAACUUUGUUCUUUGAUACACUGAUUGCUCGAUUAGUGCGUCCCACCUUUAUUGAACUCCCAGGAAAGUAAUGGCACUCUUACAGUGGAAUAGAGGGAAAACUAGCUAGCUUUGGUAAAAAAAAAAAAAAAAAAAAAAAAGAAGACGA
This is a messenger RNA of Lynx canadensis (Canada lynx), 5886 nucleotides long. It is a transcript of the gene NECTIN3, whose product is annotated as nectin cell adhesion molecule 3. The record is from RefSeq and is a predicted model, not a curated record. Gene Ontology annotation, biological process: homophilic cell-cell adhesion; heterophilic cell-cell adhesion; symbiont entry into host cell. Gene Ontology annotation, cellular component: adherens junction; apical junction complex. The transcript has 9 exons. Bases 10 to 1545 code for a protein of 511 amino acids. Lineage: Eukaryota; Metazoa; Chordata; Mammalia; Carnivora; Felidae.